AUGUAUCGAUACACCGAUACAUACGACAGAAGCAGCUCUCGACGAGCAGGCGACCCAGGCCGCCAAUCCAGGAGACAAUCUGAUGAACUCUCCUAUGACUAUCAAGAAAGUGUCAGAGAUCAUCCUUCCACGGAUUACAGAGAUUACAGACGUCCCUCACGGUCCUACGAAGAUAUCUAUCCGUAUGCGGCCCGGGACGGGCAAAAUACAACUCACCAUCGUCAGUACAGUCCUUUCGAUGGUGACGAGAUUAGAAGAAACCGAAACCGAAGCCGAAGUCCACUACGCCGUCGAGCAGAGAUCACUAGGUCGUACGGAGCACGGUUGGAAGGGCACAAUAGCUACGGAACAGACAGCUAUCGAUCAGUGAAUAACGCUGAGUCGACUGAAGCACGCUUUGGGAGCAACAGCAACGACACAAAUAGUCGUCUCCCAGGAAACAACCCAGCGCCUAAUUUCCGCUACGAUGCUCAGCUGAAUGAGGAACAGGCCCAGGAAUAUGCCCGAAGUUGUCGCCGGCGUCGACAAGCUUUGAUCUCAAACGAUCCUUCCCGAGCACGACAGAAUGACCCAGAAGUCAAUUCCCCGUCUCGUGGCACUAGGGCGACCAACCCUGAACAACAGAAUAUGCAGGUGCGAAGUGAAGCCCCAAUAAUUGCUACCCCCAUGGCCACUGCGCCCGCUGGGGUUCCGGCACAGCUGCAAACCAAUAUUCGGAAUCCUGGAAACACUGCAACUGCGAGGACUGAGGCGCAGCCGCAUCCAAUACCAAACCCGGGCACUGAGACUAUGACAAGCCAGACGCAGGUACGAACUAAAGAACCAGGUCCCAGCGUCUCAUCGCAGCCCGCUGAACCCGUCACACAUAGAAGUGAACGCUCAUCGGAUGAGCGAGAUAGUCUUCUCCAAGAACUGAUAGAGGUCGACAUGGAUCUUGUUUCCACUAGCAUCAAACACGACUACAGAGGUGACAUCGAUGAAUUGAAGAAGAAGCAGCUGGACAAGAUGCGUAUCUACUGCGAUGGCCUAGAAGAGUCCUACGAGGCUAAAGCUCAGAAGGCAGGAAUUCCGAAGGAAUUCUGUACGGUAGCCGACGCCCUUGUCGAUGUUCUUAAGGCAGAAAUCACCCGAAGCCGGAAUGAAACAACAAACGCACAGGAAACCACAGCGGAGGUUACACAAUGGCUGCGAAGCUUGCAGUCCGCAUUGCGAACUCAAGAGAGACUUGCCGACAAGAAGCCCGGAUAUUUCACGAUAGCUGCAGAAGACCUGCGAGUCAAAAUCAACAAGAGCAUUGACUGCUAUGACAAUAAUGACUCGAAACCCAACGCUGAAAACUAUUCAGAGAUCCGAGAGCAAAUGAUUCUGUUCACAAAUGGACUCGGGUCCAAGAUAGCUGAUAUUAUCAAGGCAGCCUUUGAUCAUCUCAGCAAUUGCGUGGAUGAAUAUCUGCCGAUGAUCGAAGAGAAACUGACAGUAAAGGAACUGACAAGCUCUUAUGAGACCUUUCAAGAGCAAAUGAACUCUGCAACAUUUGAUCGGACGUUCGAGAGAUUCGGGGCCAUAACCCACGAGUUCAAAUGGAAGUACUAUCCCUUUCUGCAAUUCUCUCAUGAUGCCGAGACGAGAGAAAUCCAGGAGCUAUUCCUGGAGUAUUGGAAACCGCUCCACGAUGACCUAGUGAGAAUGCUAUGGUCGGACAUGGACAUCGCGAUUGAGCAGCAGAACAUGCCGUCGCUUGAAGAGCUUGGACGAUGUGUGAUUGUGAAGCACAACUAG
Messenger RNA from Exophiala viscosa, 1779 nucleotides. RefSeq lists its product as uncharacterized. The coding region runs from base 1 to 1779 and encodes 592 amino acids. The transcript is spliced from 3 exons. The record is from RefSeq and is a predicted model, not a curated record. NCBI's taxonomy places the organism in Eukaryota, Fungi, Ascomycota, Eurotiomycetes, Chaetothyriales, Herpotrichiellaceae.